Molecule: messenger RNA, 1083 nt
Organism: Salvelinus fontinalis (brook trout)
Lineage: Eukaryota; Metazoa; Chordata; Actinopteri; Salmoniformes; Salmonidae
Exons: 2
Coding region: 183-932 (249 amino acids)
Source: RefSeq, a predicted model, not a curated record
CUCUCAUCCUUCUAGACCUAUCGGCUGCCUUCGAUACUGUGAACCAUCAGAUCCUCCUCUCCACCCUCUCCGAGUUGGGCAUCUCCGGCGCGGCCCACGCUUGGAUUGCGUCCUACCUGACAGGUCGCUCCUACCAGGUGGCGAAUCGCAUCUCUGCAUGUCUGGCAGACAUAUCAGUGUGGAUGACGGAUCACCACCUCAAGCUGAACCUCGGCAAGACGGAGCUGCUCUUCCUCCCGGGGAAGGACUGCCCGUUCCAUGAUCUCGCCAUCACGGUUGACAACUCCAUUGUGUCCUCCUCCCAGAGCGCUAAGAACCUUGGCGUGAUCCUGGACAACACCCUGUCGUUCUCAACUAACAUCAAGGCGGUGGCCCGUUCCUGUAGGUUCAUGCUCUACAACAUCCGCAGAGUACGACCCUGCCUCACACAGGAAGCGGCGCAGGUCCUAAUCCAGGCACUUGUCAUCUCCCGUCUGGAUUACUGCAACUCGCUGUUGGCUGGGCUCCCUGCCUGUGCCAUUAAACCCCUACAACUCAUCCAGAACGCCGCAGCCCGUCUGGUGUUCAACCUUCCCAAGUUCUCUCACGUCACCCCGCUCCUCCGCUCUCUCCACUGGCUUCCAGUUGAAGCUCGCAUCCGCUACAAGACCAUGGUGCUUGCCUACGGAGCUGUGAGGGGAAUGGCACCUCAGUACCUACAGGCUCUGAUCAGGCCCUACACCCAAACAAGGGCACUGCGUUCAUCCACCUCUGGCCUGCUCGCCUCUCUACCACUGAGGAAGUACAGUUCCCGCUCAGCCCAGUCAAAACUGUUCGCUGCUCUGGCACCCCAAUGGUGGAACAAACUCCCUCACGACGCCAGGACAGCGGAGUCAAUCACCACCUUCCGGAGACACCUGAAACCCCACCUCUUUAAGGAAUACCUAGGAUAGGAUAAAGCAAUCCUUCUGACCCCCCCCCCCCCCCUUAAAAGAUUUAGAUGCACUAUUGUAAAGUGGCUGUUCCACUGGAUGUCAUAAGGUGAAUGCACCAAUUUGUAAGUCGCUCUGGAUAAGAGCGUCUGCUAAAUGACUUAAAUGUAAA